CAGUUGUAAUCGUGCUAUCCUCUCGUUGACACGUGCACCGUGUGCGCGCGUACGGUUUUUGCGCUUACAGGUGUACAAAAGUGUGCAAGGUUAAACAUUUGGCAAAAGUUAGUUGUUAUUAGUAAAACAGUAGUGCACAGCCAGCCACCUACGUCCAUCAUGUAUAUGUACGAUCCGCCAACGAAAAACAAUUUUACCUCCGUCGAAGAAUUCCAGGAGGCGUUCAACCUGUUCGACAACCGAGGUGAUGGCAAGAUUCAGCAGCAGCAAAUCGGCGAAUGUCUGCGGGCCCUCGGCCAGAAUCCGACGGAAUCGGAGGUGAAGAAGUUCACCAUGGCACUGAAGCCGGACGAGCGGGUUUCGUUCGAGGUGUUCCUGCCCAUCUACCAGGGCAUCUCGAAGCAGCGCACUGCGGAGACGGCGGACGAUUUCAUCGAGGGUUUGCGCCACUUCGAUAAGGAUGCGAGCGGUUUCAUCUCGUCGGCCGAACUGCGGCAUCUGCUGACGACGCUUGGCGAGAAGCUGGGUGACGAUGAGGUUGAACAGCUCCUCCAAAACCAAGAGGACUCACAGGGUAACGUGAACUACGAGGAGUUCGUGCGAAUGGUCAUGAGCGGUUAGGCGCGGGGACACAACGAGAAUAUACAAACAUUCGCACGGUGGUUGGCACGUGGGCAAAGCGCGUGGUCCAGCAUCAUGUGAGGAAGGUUCCCCCCCCCCCCCCCCUUCUCCUGUGCGACGUCGUAAAUCCGGAUCUCGUGCCAAAUCACCAACCAACCAACCAACCAGCACCACUAGCAUUAGGAGGAAGUUAGGGCGCGAUCGACCCUGCAGCGUUUGGGUGUUUUGGGGCAGGCGAAACGGAUAAACAUUUACUUAAGCAUAUUACUUCAUUAUGCAUUCCCUGCGCAACACAACAGCACUCUGCACACGAUAUAGAUACAUUUUGCAUUUCUACAAGCUUAUCAUCAGCUUCUCCACAAAAUCACACAGAGGCAGUCGUUGAGUUGAGUUUGUUGUUUCUGGAAACGUUUUUAAAAUCUCCUGCUGUUGCAAAUGGCUGUCCCAUACGGCUGCCAUCGAAAAUUGAAAGUAUUUAACUCAACUGUGACAAUAAGCCGCCCGUUCUGUGGUUUUCUGUUAUUCGGAUAUUGUGUGUUUUUGCCACCCAUGUUUGCUUUGAUCACACCGAAUUGGCUUAUAUUCGGAAAAUGUAUUCUGGCCGCGCGUAUGAUAGAGACGCUGUUGAGCAACGUCUCCUGGUUGUACUUUCUAUCAUUCAAAAUAAUACAAACGGAUUGGAUUGGAUUGCGCCGCGUAACUAUCGGUGGAUACGAAGACGGGUGUUAAACAGACAGAUUUAUUUGUAAUUGCGCCUUGCGUUGCGUUCUACACGCUGGAAACACGAUUCAUUUUAACGAUUUCUGAAACAAUAAACUAUAAUUCUAUACGCUA
Molecule: messenger RNA, 1455 nt
Organism: Anopheles aquasalis
Lineage: Eukaryota; Metazoa; Arthropoda; Insecta; Diptera; Culicidae
Gene: Mlc-c
Product: Myosin light chain cytoplasmic
Cellular component (GO): myosin II complex
Molecular function (GO): calcium ion binding; myosin heavy chain binding
Source: RefSeq, a predicted model, not a curated record